GGCCCAAAAUUCUACGAGUCUCGAGAUUCUCGACUCGAAGACUCUCCAUCUAUUCUAGACAGCUAGCUUAGCUCUUUCUCUCUGCCCCCUCUGUAUCGCAUACGUACAAUACGUAUAUAUUGUAUGGCUGAUAAUCUACGCUGAAAAACAUAUUGAAUGCUGCGGGUGAGCUUACUUAAUGAUGACUCUAAGCUCUUAUCUCUCUGUGUUGAAUUCUUCUUGUGCAAUUUCUUCUUCAUCGACAGACACAAGUCCUUUGUAACUUCUGAUGGAUCUACUGGAUACUAGUGAUACUACCUCCCUGAGUUACUGGUUGAACUGGAGAUUCUUUCUUUGUACGAUAUGUGUCUUUAUUCCAAUGUUAGGGGCAACCUACAUAAUUUGGAAAUAUGAAUGUUUAUACCCACCAAAACCAGAUAGGGAAGAAGCUGAGGAAGAUAAUUUAUGGUUUCGCUAUGCCAAUGAUUCUUGGAUGCCAUGUGUGGAAGAAAUACACCCCAUCUGUUUAAUGACAUUCCGGAUUUUCUCAUUUUGCUUGAUCUUGACGGCACUCGUUGUGGAUGUUGUUGUUCGAGGAGGAAGCUUGUUCCACUACUAUACCCAGUGGACUUUAGCUCUGGUUACCAUCUAUUUUGGGUUUGGAUCGGUGCUCUCUGUCUAUGGAUGUUUACAGCAUCGGAAAAUAUUUAGCGGAAAUGAUGCUUCUAAUGAUGUGGUAGAUGCAGAAAGAGGAUCUUAUGUCUCACUUAUACAACACGAAGCUGCAUCUGGAGUAAAUAUCGGAAAGUAUUCUUGUUAUCAAGAUAAAUAUCCUCUUUCUCGAACAGCUUCGAAGUGUGGCCAAGUAUUACAAAUCAUGUUCCAAAUGACUGCUGGUGCGGUAGUACUUACAGACUGUCUUUAUUGGUGCGUAAUUUUCCCAUUCCUUACCAUCAAAGAUUAUGAUUUUAAUUUCUUCACAGUAAUGGAACAUUCACUUAACGCCAUCUUGCUCUUUGGUGAGACAACUUUAAAUGGGUUGCGGUUUCCUUGGUUCCGGAUAUCAUACUUCAUCUUGCUGACUGGUGUUUACGUCAUCUUUGAGUGGAUUGUGCAUGCAUCUGUAUCUUUGUGGUGGCCUUACCCAUUUCUGGACUUAUCAUUCCCAUCUGCUCCUCUAUGGUAUCUAGCUGUAGCAUUGAUGCAUCUACCUUGCUAUGCCCUGGUUGCAUUAAUCAUCAAGACAAAAUACUACGUGCUAUAUCGAUGGUUCCCUCAACCAGAUCGAAGUUUGAGAUGAAGUGUCACUCUUGUUUAGUGCAGGGUAAAAGUAUUACUAAUCUGUUUUUAUGGAAAUGCAAAAAUUAUUUGACCAAUAAUAUUGUGGUAUACAUUUGUAGAUUACAAUAAAAUUUUGAACUUUUGCUUACAGGA
Daucus carota subsp. sativus is the source of this 1413-nucleotide messenger RNA. RefSeq lists its product as uncharacterized. Gene Ontology annotation, cellular component: membrane. The record is from RefSeq and is a predicted model, not a curated record. Bases 269 to 1279 code for a protein of 336 amino acids. The transcript is spliced from 9 exons. NCBI's taxonomy places the organism in Eukaryota, Viridiplantae, Streptophyta, Magnoliopsida, Apiales, Apiaceae.